Molecule: messenger RNA, 1135 nt
Organism: Asterias rubens (European starfish)
Lineage: Eukaryota; Metazoa; Echinodermata; Asteroidea; Forcipulatida; Asteriidae
Product: lactadherin-like
Exons: 4
Coding region: 119-1084 (321 amino acids)
Source: RefSeq, a predicted model, not a curated record
UUGGCGUACACACUUUAUUGAUAAGGGGGAAACAAAGGUGUUUCGCUGGGGAGUAGAAUAACCGUAAAUUCGAUGCUAGUGGAUCGCAAUAAAAAGAACUCAACAUAUUAAGGGAGAAAUGUUGAACCAGGGAUUUGUUGUCUUAAGUUUGCUUGAAGUGUUUCUGGUAGGAAUGAUGGGAUUAACAUGUAGCAGUAGUAGUCUGCAGCGAGAGGCGGUUUUCUCGCCCGAGCAUCGAGCCCGACUCCUCGGCCAGUCGUCCCUGAAUAUCUCGGGCAUCUCUGCUGUAAGGUGUUCGGCCCGGUGUCUCCGUCAUCAUCGAUGUGUUUCUUUCAACUACGAUCGCAUCAAUCGAGUAUGUCAGCUGAACAACGCCUCGAGGGAGGAAGCUACUGGGUUAUUUCAUCAUCAAGAUGGCUACUCGUAUUAUGAACUGAAGAACAUCUCGACCUCCGCAAUCAACACAGGAUCACAGUUUGACGCCACAACCGAGCCCAAUGAAUCAACAACCAUUGCGUAUACCACGUUGCAAGAGUCUACAAUGGCAACAACGACCGGUCAAGCAUCUACAAUGGGAACAACUACCAAUCCUUGCAAAAACAAACUUGGUAUGGAAGAUGGCUCCAUCUCUGACGGCAGUAUCACCGCUUCAAGCAGUUGGAACGCAGAAGGGGGGUACAUCGACGUCAGCACUCCCGCCGAUGGACGUCUCAACAAAGUUCCCACACACGUGGAUAUCAUAGGUGCGUGGCAACCCCGCGUUGCAAACCUCGACCAAUGGAUACAGGUAGAUCUAGGCAGCCCGACCUACGUGACAUGCGUACUCAUACAGGGGCGUCAGGAUCAUACGAACCAAUGGGUGACCAAGUACAAAGUUCAGUUCAGAGAGACAUUGACGUCAUCCCUACUUGCUGUGAAUGAUGACUUCGGAGUGUCCCAGGUUUUUGAUGGCAAUGUUAACUCGCAUGGUAUUGUGGAAAGCUGCUUUGAUGCGCCCAUCCUGAUGACAGUGGUGCGCCUUAUCCCGGUGGAGUGGAACGAUUUCAUUGCUAUUCGGUUCGAACUGCUUGGCUGUGUUGUAUGAGCUGGCCACUCAUGCCGCCAUGCCUGACUGGUUUAUUAUUUUAUACAUAAC